AAUUUAACAAGGGUUGAGAUUUUGAUAAGAGAAUUUCGGAGAGAGAGGGAAGAGAGAGAGAGAGAGAGAGAUGGCAACAACGGUGAGCGGAGGAGGGGCUGAGGUACCGAAGAUAGUUUGGAACGAGAGGCAGCAGAGGUUUGAAACGGAGGACAAGAAAGCUUACAUACAGUACCAGCUCAGAGAUGGCGGCAAAGUCAUGGACAUACUUCAUACUUUCGUUCCUUCCUCCAAGAGAGGCCUCGGUUUGGCCUCUCAUCUCUGCGUCUCUGCCUUCACUCACGCCCACUCUCAUUCCAUGUCCGUCCUCCCCACCUGCACUUACGUCUCCGACACUUUUCUUCCUCGAAACCCAUCGUGGAAAUCUGUUUUGCACUCGGAUGAUCUCAAAUCUAAUAUAUGAAGCUUUCGGCAUUGUGCAUGUGUUAUCCUGUUAGCAUGCUUUUAAGGAAAUAAACUAUAAUACCUAAUGAAGAUUCUUCUCUUUCUUUUAUGACAUGCUUGUAAUCUUAACUGGUGGUUCUUCUCUUUACCUCUGUGCUUGUUACAGAGUCAUCUCUGCUGAGAUACUGCAAUCGAAAAACUAGAAUUAUGUUUCUGAUUUGCUUGCAAAUAAUCGUCAGGAGUUGUUGAACCUUCA
This is a messenger RNA of Camellia sinensis, 640 nucleotides long. RefSeq names its product acetyltransferase At1g77540. The record is from RefSeq and is a predicted model, not a curated record. Lineage: Eukaryota; Viridiplantae; Streptophyta; Magnoliopsida; Ericales; Theaceae.